AUGCUCAGCAUCACUGAUAUGAUAUCAAACUAUAUCCAAAUGUGGUACCGCUUAAAGGCUAUUGCAGAUUUGUUAGAAGAUUAUUAUUUCCAUUGCGAAAAUAGACCUGGUGUGAAGAAUAUCUUAAAUUAUAGAGAAUUCAAACAGAGACAUUUGAAUUGUUUUAAAAUGAUAAGAUUCAGCCGAAUCAAUGCUGUAAUGGAUUUGACUAGAUGUUACUUACUUUUGGUUGAGCAGUGCGAGUAUUUAAAUGUCACCUAUGGCAUUAGAAUUAUUGUGAACAACAUGUUCUUUAUACUUGACAUGGUGAUGAUGUUGAAUUUGAUAAUAAGACUGCUUAUGGGAACUGUGGUGCCAUCGAAUGAAUCAAAAAUGUUUCCUAUGAUAUCAACUGUUUUACGCAUCAUUAGUAGCUCUUUGAUUCUCAUAUUUGGUAUCUAUCGCUGCGAACAGAGCUAUAGACAAAAUGAGAGAAUUAAACGAUUAAUUGACCAUUUGGUACUAAUGAAGAUAAUACCAUAUGAAGUGCGUGAAACUUUGAUGGAAUUAAAACAGUUGAUUAUUACAAGACCAGUUAAAUAUCAUGCUAUGAACUUCUACCAAUUGGAAUACGCCACCGUAGUAUCUAUAUCUUCAGUUAUUGUUACAUACACUAUAAUACUGUUACAAAAUAUUCAA
Brenthis ino (lesser marbled fritillary) is the source of this 678-nucleotide messenger RNA. Lineage: Eukaryota; Metazoa; Arthropoda; Insecta; Lepidoptera; Nymphalidae. The record is from the annotation of a GenBank genome assembly.